Toxorhynchites rutilus septentrionalis is the source of this 5153-nucleotide messenger RNA. It is a transcript of the gene Afti, whose product is annotated as serine-rich adhesin for platelets. The coding region runs from base 375 to 4400 and encodes 1341 amino acids. Gene Ontology annotation, biological process: intracellular transport. Gene Ontology annotation, cellular component: trans-Golgi network membrane; AP-1 adaptor complex. The transcript is spliced from 5 exons. NCBI's taxonomy places the organism in Eukaryota, Metazoa, Arthropoda, Insecta, Diptera, Culicidae. Gene Ontology annotation, molecular function: clathrin binding. The record is from RefSeq and is a predicted model, not a curated record.
UACACAUUACCAGUGGUGUGGAGAAAAAAAAACACACAGGUGUGUUACAGCAGCAAAGUUUAAUUUGCAAUCGAUUCUAGCUGGAACGGAUCUAUAAUUGGUUCCCAAUAGCUGAACUGACCGUAAUAACACACGUUUAUUUAGCGGAAAUUGGAAGAGUCCCUAUUGCUGUACCUGAAGUGGAAAAGUUUGAUUACGAAGGAGUUCAUACCUUUUAUUCCAUUACUAUCGAUUGGUCGGUUGGCAAAAGACGAAGAAAAAAGGGUCUGGAAAAUUGUAUGUAAUUGUCGUGAAACGUCAUAUGACAGCAAGUUGAAACUAAAUAGUGGAGGUUCUCAAAAAGUAGUAUAACAAGAUUCCAAGGUCACUGCAAAAUGUCUAGUCAAAUUCCUCCGCUAUUCUGCCAAACCCCACCUCCGAUUGAUUUUGGUAACGAUGAAGAUGAUGAUGUGGAUCUGCCAGAUCCUGACGAUGAUGAAUUCGACGAUUUUAGUUCGAUUCCGCCUACUUCAGUUGGAUCCGAACUACCAACGCCUGUCCCAUCGCCAUUUCGAAAUUAUGGUGCACCAGCUGGAAACAUCGAGUCACCUAUUUCUCAAGAUGAAACCAUUCAAAUCCACAAUGAAGCAUCGCUAACCAUUCCAUUGACUGUGAUAGGAAACGAUUCGCCACAAGACCAAUCGCGGGUCGAAAGUCCUCCUUCUUUAGUAUUGUCUCAGCAUAAUUAUUCCGAGAAUGACGUUCCUAGCGAGGACGAAUUCCAAGACUUUGCUUUCCAUCCGCACACAGUUGAAAAAGACACGGAUAUUCCACCAGGAACAGAGGACAACAUCAGCAUUCCAUCUUUACAUCUGGACACGGUAUCAAAAUCAGAGACUCCGGUACAACUGUCAGAAAAUGAAACGAGUGAUCCAGAUAUCUCGGCACAGGAAGUGGAUAUGGAGAAUGUUGAACCAGGACCUAUAGCAGAAGUUGCUGUUGCACCUAUGGUUGCCGAAGAUCCCUACUAUCGAUGCGAUGAUAACACAGAGAAUGAUUUCACUGACUUCACCACGGCAUCCAACGAAAGGUCUGCGGUUUUGGAAAUACCAACAGCCAACGAUGUAUCAUUCGAUGACGACUUUGCUCAGCUUGAGUCAACGCCUUCGGCAGAUAGCAAUUUCGUUUCACAAAGUAAAACUGAUUUCGCUACAUUCGAUGCUGAUUUUAGCAAAUUCGAUUCGUUCCAAGGAUCAUUCCCGGUUACGUUUGAUGAAUCUGGAAGUGUUCCCAAAGAUAUCUCUUCCACCAGAACCAAUGCAGAGGAUAAACCAACUCGAGAAACACCAAGGGAGAACGAGCUGUCGUACGAUGAGUUUGCCGACUUCCAAGAGUAUGCCAAAUUUCCAACAGAAAACACCUCCAAACAAGUGGAAACGAUUCCAAUCGUUGAUCAAGAACAGUCUAGUAGUGUCGUAGAAUAUGACAACGAGGAUGAUGAUGAUGGUGACGAUGAUGACUUCGGAGAUUUUAGUGAUUUUAAGCAAUCUGAAGUAGCGCCGGUCGCUACAAGCAUUCCAACUUCUCGAUCAUCUCACUUUACACAGGAAAGUAUUCUAAAUGUUAUCACCGGAAUGUUUCCAGCUUGUGCAGAAGAACCACAGAGCGAUACCGGCCAGAGCGAUAUACUACAGGAUAAAGUGUAUCACGAAUUGAAAGACAUGGAUUUCAGUCGAGCAUUGAGCUUCCAGUACAAUAAUUCCGAGAGCAGCGCAUCGCUUGUUCGGGCGCUUGGAAUUGAUUCGAGAAAUAUUUUAUUUGGUCCCAAGUGGAACAGUUCCAUGCCUCGUUUCGCAGCAAAUCUCAGCUUUAGCCCUCUGGAACCUCUGAAGCCAAAUUCGGUCAGUUUUACAGCUGACACAACUAGCAACAGUAUUAUGACUGGUUCCUGCCGGAGUGGUAAAACGGACGACACGAGUAAACAUCUUGCGUUCGGUCUAGAUCCAUUGCAACCGGACAACGAAAAAGCCGUAUUGCAGCUCACCAGCAGUAGUGCACCUGGAAUGGUUCCGGCCGUGCAGUUCGAUUGGAACAGUUCUGGUCUCGUGAAUCCACUAGAAGCAUCACACGCACACACAUUAUUAUUGGACCUAGAACAGCUAGAGGUGAUGGCUAAUCUUAAAGAUAAAAUAAAUAUUGAUUCCUCCUCCUCCUCAUGUAACGCUUAUACUGUGCAAACGUUACCAUCAACUACAUCGCUAAUUACUACAAUGACACCCACCAUCACUGCAACAACAAUAAUGGCUAAUAAUUGCAACAAUCGUAACCAAUCAAAUAACGGCGGUGGCAUGUCACUGUUGGAUGAUAUGAAUCUGGUUUGCAUCAAUAAUCCUCCAUUGCCGCUUGAACCAACAUCUGCAUCAUUUCCCUGUGCUGUUGCUGUUAACACUUGCGGUGCGUCGUCGCGUUUUUCUUCGACCAUGACUGUAACAACCGUAACAACAACCGCUACAUUACCAUCACCAUCUUCGUCUAUAACCAUAAAUCCAACAACAAUAACAACAAUAACAACAUCAACUACAACCAAAAACACAUUAUCUUCUGCGCAUGGCGAUGACCACGCCGUACUCACCCCUGAACGCACCACCACUAACAAUCUGCAAUCGUUUGAUUAUUAUUUGGAUCUUAGUGUACAAGAGAUCCUCCAGGAAGGUGGCACACACCAGCCCUACAAGGAUGGGCCAAAGGGCGAAGUUUUGGAUAAGAAAAUCCCAGAAAACUCAGGCUCGUUUACUUCAGAUGCAGUAAGGCUGCCGCCUCCGCAUGUAAUAUGUAUCGAAAAAGCAAUUGCCGAUGAAGCUCAUUCUUUGCAUUAUAGCAAUGGUAGUAGUGACGACAUUAACAAUGAUGACAAGUUUGAGCUCUGCAAUAGCAGCAAUGAAACACCGUCAAUUCUUCCGAGUGCAUCUCCCACUUCGAUUCCGCGAGAAGCUUUGUCACCGGUGGAUUCGGUGCUCGCGGAGCAUUCCUCAUCUUCAUCCACUGUUUUGGCUCCCAACAAUCUUGUGCGAACAAUCAAGUUGCCAGAAACGCAUAUAUUUACCCCCAGUAAAUGUGUGAACCCUAUAUCGCGAGAUUCUACCGAUCGAACGGAGGCAUAUGUAGGUGAUCCGCGGGCCGGUGAUGAUUUAGACAAAACCAUAGUGUUUCGGGAGUAUCAUGAUGUGGAGUACAGUUUGGAAAAAAGUACAUCGAAAAAACAGGGAAGUUUACCUAAUCCAACUAAAAACGAGGAGGGUAUCGAUGAUUUCUGUGACUUUCAGACGGUAGGUAGUAGUAAUAUUAGCUUGGGUGCAAAUAAAAAAGAGAGGGUGAACGAACCGUGGUGUUCAGAAUCACAUCUGGACAGCCGAAGAGAGCUCAAUACCAGGGAUAAAAAAAAAUCAAUAAAUAAUUAUUCCAAACCAGUGUUCGGCAAAUCUCCUACUGAAGAAUUAGACCAAAUGGACGAGGAAUUUUGCGAGUUUCAAACAGCCACCCCUGCUACAGCUAACACCAAAACGAUAAUAAACAAACCGCUGACGAAUGUUGCGGGCGAACAAAUCAGAUCAAAUACCAGUUCCCCGAUGUUGCUCAGUCCAUCGAUUCUUCUGCCUCAACAGGCAAACCCCACACCGACAACAGAGGCAACGAAAGCUACACAAAUCAAUUGGCCAGAUCCUGGUAUUGAUCCUGAAGAAAUGGCUAGAUUUGAGGCAGCAUUUCCGCAAUCUAAACCCAUCACUUCGAUCACAUCUAAUUAUUCUACACCGAAGCACAAUAAUUCCACAAGUGCGGAAAGCGAUGAUGAAUGGACGGAUUUUGUUUACUCCAAACCUGCAGCUGAGCCAACGGUACCGUCAGAAACUCAAGCUACUACCUGUCCCGAUAGUAACCAACCAGAAGAAUGGACUGAUUUCAUCUACAGUACUCCCUUGCCACAGAAUUUGUCUUCUAGUCACAACAGUUUUAACUAUAAAUUGGAAGGACCACGAUUCAACUCCUGGAAUCAACCACAGCUUGCUCCACCACAAUUCAGCUCUUGGAACAGCAGUAACUUUUACUACAACUUACCGGGUAGCACCAACAAUAAUUACACAAAACCUCCUACUCGAACCCACAAAGUGCCAACAUUUCCUCUCGGUCAUGGGUCACUUCCAAUGAACAACUAUCACCAUACAGCAUCACAGUCAGCAACGAUUCCCUCCAAUCAAUCCCAACGUAUGGGACAGUCAAACCUCCCGGGUAUUUCGCAAUUACCUGAACUAUCGUUCAUCACUCCGAACUCAUCUGCUGGCGGUAACACAGCACCCGGAGUGAAACCACUCGCUCACUCCUUUCUCAACAGCGUCAUAUCGAGUAAUAGUUUUGCAAAGAAAUGAUUAUUACUCUACGGCAGUGGAAGUGGUGAAACCACUGCAGGUGGAGGCGUUGUCGUUGGCAGGAGUGGCAGUUGUAGUAGUAGCAGUAGUAGUAGUAACAAUAGUAGUAGAUGUAAUGCUUACCGUGUGCCACGUCGCUUCCGGCAAGCGCCGGAAUCCGCGGAUCCACUGCAGCAGCAGGUUCUCGUGGUAUCUGCCGCUACCUCUGUCGGCGUCACUGUGGGAGAUGUUAUCAUGUAAAUAUUUGCAAAUCCCCAAAACAUUACACCUGCGUAGACAACAACAAAAAAAACAGGUUCUGCAGGACGUUAGAAACCUUCAAUUGUGAAAAGUUGUAAUAAAAUAUUAUAGGCGAAAUUUUUUAUAGUAAAUUAAAAAAAAAAUCUACUUGGGCUUACAUUUAUUUUUAAAAUUUUAGACGUUUCUCACAUUUUAGAGCUUAUAUUUAAUAUGUUCCCAUCAAUUUGUUAUUCGAUUUUAUCCACCAGGAUAAGUACCAAAAGAAUGUAGCAAUACAUGAUUUAAGAAACAGCUGAAAGUUGUGUUAUGUACUUAAUUUAAAUGUUAGGAAAUGAUUGUUUUCCAUCAAUAAAUCAUGAGGAAAUUAUUCAGAAAAAAGAAAGCGAGAAUUGGUACAAUAAGUGUAGCUGGACGAAGAGAGCAGCAAUAGACUUGUUUGCGUUGCGAAGCUAGUUCGAGAUAAACGAAACCAUUUUUAAUCAAUAAAGGAAAUACAUUAUUUAUUUAGAGAAA